AUAGACUUAAACCCUCCUUUCACAGCCUGCUGUCCUCCAGAGGUUUUGGACUGGCACCAUCCAGGGUGACCAGUGUUCAGGGAUGAUGGGAGUUGUAGUCUAGCAACACCAGGAGGGGCACCAGGUUUAGGAAGACUGGUUUUAAUUCCUAGACCUUCGAGCUUUUUCAUGCAUCCUGUCUUCCCUUCUUGUUUGGCCUUGAACCAAUGAAACAAGCCAUCUGACUCUGGGUUGAGCAACUCAAGAAGAGGUGCUGUUCCAAAGAACAAAAGUCAGUCAUGUGUCCAUUACUCAAGAAGCUAAGCUUUUGGUGAGUCAGGAAGAUUCCUCACCCCCCUUCAACUCUCACAAAACAAAAGCUUGAUUGUGUUGUGUGGGAAUCUUAUCUUCUGCAUGUUCAGAGAGAUCAAUCAUGUUAAAUUUGUAUUUCCCCAUACUGUAACAACCCAUUGUAACAGAAGUCUACCUCUUUCCUUUUAAUGCUCAGGUGAUGACUCUUCAAAUUCAUUUACAUAAGAGUCAUGUGACACUGUUAGAGUAUAUAAUACGCCCGACUAAACUCCUGGAUCGUAGUUGCUGCUGAUUUGCUUGUGGAGACUUCUCAGCACCUACAAGUUUGACUUGUCACCAUGAUGGCUGGAGGCUUAACAGAUGCCAGUCCUUCUACUCCAGAUGUUCAGCAGCUGGCUGACAAGAUGAAAUCUCAGAUAGAACAGAAGGAAAACAAGGUUUACACUGUUUUCACUGCUGUUGAGUACAAAACACAGGUGGUUGCUGGAACAAACUAUUUCAUUAAGGUCGAUGUUGGCCAGGGUGAACAUUUGCACUUGCGUGUAUUCCAGCCCCUUCCUCACAAGAACGAAACCCCUUCUUUGACCGCUUACCAGACUGGGAAGACGGCGAGUGAUCCACUGAACUACUUUUAAUGAGAAGUAGCCCAUUCUGCUGCCAUCUUGUGUGUUUUUUUAAACAAGUACAGGAUGCAGACUGACAUGUCAAAAUCAGCUACAAAUAAAACAUCUCGUUUGGGAAGUUU
Podarcis raffonei (Aeolian wall lizard) is the source of this 1036-nucleotide messenger RNA. Its product is annotated as cystatin-A-like. The record is from RefSeq and is a predicted model, not a curated record. Lineage: Eukaryota; Metazoa; Chordata; Lepidosauria; Squamata; Lacertidae. Bases 630 to 926 code for a protein of 98 amino acids. The transcript has 3 exons. Gene Ontology annotation, cellular component: cytosol. Gene Ontology annotation, molecular function: cysteine-type endopeptidase inhibitor activity.